GCCCCCCUGUCAACACCGUCUGCGACCGAUCGGAGAGAUAGGAGGAGAACCACCGAUAAACGGUGCCUCCCACUCCCAAUCCCUCCAACCGGCGCAGCAGGAUACCAUGGUCAAUGGUAUCGAAAGCCGCUGAGAGGUCUAAUAGGACCAGGGCAGAGGAACAACCCCUAUCCCUGGCCCUCCAGAGAUCAUCCACCAACGCGACCAAAGCCGUCUCAGUGCUGUAACCGGGCCGGAAACCGGACUGGAACGGGUCUAGAUAGACAGUUUCAUCCAGGUGUAAGGGAAACUGAUAUGCCACCAUACUCUCUACAACCUUCGCCGCAAAGCGAAUUGUCAACUUUAUAGAGGAAGCUGCAUAUCUGAAGAUGGAGGCAGUAUUCCUUGAAAGGGGAUAGAGAAUGGAGAACCAAUUUGUACAUCAGGUGGUGACUCUGGAGAUGGUUGAAUUAUUUUAACUAUUUCACAAAUAUUGGUAAGUGGGGUACUAGAAGCUAUGGUAAUGUGCUCUCAGUAGAAGAAAAAAUAAGAUUGUGGCAUAUUUGUAUAUAAAUUAGGGUUGCAUAAAUGCAAACCCACCUACCCCCUGCCCCCAAUUUUAGUUUUGUCUAAAAAUUAAGAGAGUCAGUUUGUUGUAGUGGUUAAGACACCAGACUAGGAACCAGGAGAUCAUGAAUUCUGGAAAUCUGAAGAUGCUCGGCAAAAGGAUGCUUACUCCACCACCUGCCUUCAGAGUCAGCUGCCAAGAUGGCACAGUGGAACCAAUUGCAGCAAUUGGACACAAGAUACUUGGAGCAGCUCCACCAGCUUUACAGUGACAGCUUUCCAAUGGAACUUCGCCAGUUCCUUGCACCUUGGAUAGAGAGCCAGGAUUGGGCUUAUGCUGCCAGCAAAGAGUCCCAUGCUACUUUGGUAUUUCACAAUCUUCUGGGUGAAAUUGACCAGCAGUAUAGUCGCUUCCUACAAGAAUCCAAUGUUCUCUAUCAGCAUAAUCUACGCCGAAUCAAACAGUUCCUACAGAGCAGAUAUCUGGAGAGACCCAUGGAGAUUGCCCGCAUUGUGGCCCGUUGUCUCUGGGAGGAGAAUCGACUACUGCAGACAGCAGCAACAGCAGCGCAGCAAGGUGGGCAGGCAAACCACCCUACAGCUGCUGUAGUGACAGAGAAACAGCAGAUGCUGGAACAACACUUGCAAGAUGUUAGAAAGCGCGUCCAGGAUUUGGAGCAGAAGAUGAAAGUGGUGGAGAACCUGCAGGAUGAUUUUGAUUUUAAUUAUAAGACUUUGAAGAGUCAAGGUGAUAUGCAGGAUCUCAAUGGAAACAACCAGUCAGUGACACGCCAGAAGAUGCAACAGCUGGAGCAAAUGCUAACUGCACUGGAUCAAAUGCGAAGGGGGAUUGUGAGUGAACUGGCUGGGCUCUUAUCUGCCAUGGAAUAUGUGCAGAAAACAUUAGUGGAUGAGGAACUGGCUGACUGGAAGAGGAGACAGCAGAUUGCAUGUAUUGGUGGACCACCCAACAUCUGCCUAGAUCGUCUGGAGAACUGGAUAACAUCCUUGGCUGAGUCACAACUUCAAACACGUCAGCAGAUUAAGAAACUUGAGGAGCUGCAGCAGAAGGUCUCCUACAAGGGGGACCCAAUUGUUCAACACCGGCCAUUGCUGGAAGAGCGCAUUGUGGAAUUAUUCAGGAAUCUCAUGAAGAGUGCUUUUGUGGUAGAGCGGCAGCCCUGUAUGCCAAUGCAUCCAGACCGUCCACUUGUUAUCAAAACUGGAGUACAAUUUACAACAAAAGUACGGUUACUGGUUAAGUUUCCUGAGCUGAAUUAUCAACUGAAAAUCAAAGUUUGCAUUGACAAGGAUUCUGGUGAAGUGGCUGCCCUCCGGGGAUCCCGGAAGUUUAAUAUCUUGGGAACAAAUACUAAGGUGAUGAACAUGGAGGAGUCCAACAAUGGAAGCCUUUCCGCAGAAUUCAAGCAUUUGACACUGAGAGAGCAGAGAUGUGGCAAUGGUGGAAGAGCCAAUUGUGAUGCUUCUCUCAUUGUCACAGAAGAACUCCAUCUUAUUACAUUUGAGACAGAAGUUUACCACCAAGGUUUGAAAAUUGACCUGGAGACCCAUUCACUUCCAGUAGUGGUGAUCUCCAACAUUUGCCAGAUGCCAAAUGCAUGGGCAUCAAUUUUGUGGUACAACAUGCUGACAAACAAUCCCAAGAAUGUGAACUUUUUCACAAAGCCACCCAUUGGCACAUGGGAUCAAGUUGCUGAGGUGCUCAGCUGGCAGUUCUCCUCAACCACCAAACGGGGACUCAGCAUAGAACAGUUGACGACUCUUGCUGAAAAGCUACUUGGACCUGGUGUCAAUUACUCCGGAUGCCAAAUAACAUGGGCCAAAUUCUGCAAGGAGAACAUGGCAGGAAAAGGUUUUUCAUUCUGGGUCUGGCUGGACAAUAUAAUUGACCUGGUGAAGAAAUACAUCUUGGCACUUUGGAAUGAAGGAUAUAUCAUGGGCUUCAUCAGCAAAGAGAGGGAAAGAGCCAUCCUGAGCACAAAGCCUCCAGGAACCUUUCUGUUGCGUUUCAGUGAAAGCAGUAAGGAAGGUGGAAUCACUUUUACAUGGGUGGAGAAGGAUAUUAGUGGAAAAACACAAAUUCAGUCAGUGGAGCCAUACACCAAGCAACAACUCAAUAACAUGUCAUUUGCUGAGAUUAUUAUGGGUUACAAGAUCAUGGAUGCCACCAACAUCCUCGUUUCCCCACUUGUUUAUUUGUAUCCUGAUAUUCCUAAGGAAGAGGCCUUUGGAAAAUACUGCCGUCCUGAGAGCCAGGAGCAUCCUGAAGCCACUGACCCAGGCGCUGCUCCGUAUCUGAAGACUAAGUUCAUCUGUGUAACCCCAACAACCUGCAGUAGCACUAUUGAACUACCCAUGUCUCCUCGCACACUUGAAUCCCUGAUCCACUUUGGCAGUAAUGGUGAAGGAGCUGAUGGAAAUGCCAGUGGGCAGUUUGAGUCCUUGCAGGUGUUCGACAUGGAGAUGACUGCUGAAUGUGCCAAUUCACCCAUGUGAUCACCUUUUGUAAACAGCUGACCAUUUUUGGCUUCCUGGCAUCAAACAUUUAUUCCCCUUACAGCAUCAUAAAGCUCAGACAUCUCAGCUCUGCCUCAACAGGAGACAUUUGAUUGAAGGUCCUCCUUUAAGUGCACCAUUGCUCGAGCUUCUUGCCUGAUCUCAAGACAGUUGGAGGGAAGAAAUUCUGUUUAACUUUAGCUGUUUUUUCCCCACUGCAAUAUUUUCCAUUUUGUAUACUGGUUAUUAAUGUAAGGAGUGAAGAUUUUGUUCCAUUGUUUAACUAGACCAAGUGUUCCUCCAUAACAGUGCUUUUUGGUCUUCUGCGCAUUUUUAUUGCAUGGCACAAAAAGCUAUUUCUGUAAUGCUACCUUCUUAAGUGUUCUAUCCAGAAAUAAAGCAGUUGAAAUUGACAGGCAGGAGUCUGUUCAAGUAACCCAGGGAGAGAAAAGGAUAUAGGAAAGAACACUUCUUAGAAAUGAGUAUGUUUUUUUUCUUUUCCAAAACAAUGAAUUUUCUGUUCCUUGCUUUUGAACCCUUUUGUGAUGAUCAAUAUACUUGAUCAUCAACAGUCCUACAAGGUAAGGGCUAGAAAAAUAUCCAAUAGUAUGGUUACUUGGGCAUCUUGAGCUUUGAUGCUCCUAUUAAAGACUAGAACAUUCCAACUACAUAGACUGCUAAUACUCAAGAUUGCAGCAUAAACCCCAGUGGAAACAGUAUUUGAACCCCAGUCAUUCAACUGAAAAGUCAGUUCUCCCUCCACUUCCUUUCACCCAAAACUUUUAAUCAUAGGAAAAAAAUUUACUGUCUAUAGAUUUAAGGCAUUGGAUUGAGAUAAUGGAACAAAGGUGAACUGAUAGUUCAGUAUUAGGUUCCAUCACAAAUUUGUUGUCAGCAUGUAGUUCGUUAUUUUUAUUAUUAUUUAUUGCGCUUUUAUUUACUUUGCCCUAAAAGGACCUAGGACAGCAUUCGUUCUUAAAAAGAAAGGAUGGGUUUUCCCUCGAGCAAAAUUAAGAGGUGAAUCCUGCUGUUGAAUAGUGACUGUCCCAUAAUCAUCCAACUUUGAGUAGAAUUUAAAUCUGGUCUACAGGACAGAUGUCGAGUGUUUUAGCCUCUGUGCCCUAUUUCAAAUACUAUAUUAGUAACCAACAACAGGUAUUUAAAGUAGUUAAAAGAAAUGGUUAUUGGUAUUUUUUCUCUCCUUCCAUAAGCUAUAUUGUUUAAAACUAUCCUUUUAAAAGGCAAUAUUUUAACAUUUGAACUGUUUAUUGCUCAUUCAUUUCUGUCAGCAUUAUUGGUCCUCUCCUUGUGGCCCCCUUCUCAUCUAGCUUUUUUUAAAAUUUAGCCCCUGCUGGAGCCAAUGUUACUUUGUUGCUGCUUGGCUAUUAUAGAUUCUCCAUUAUAGAAAUUGGAGGCUUCUAAUGCUGAAGACCCCACUCUAAUCUCACUGUGGUUCAGUGGAGUUGAAAAGUGGUGAUAUAAGAAGAUGAUGAAAGAAGUUUGUUUCCAGUCAUUCGAAUAACCACUUGAAAACUGAUGUUUUCCAGAUGUGCUGGACUUCAACUUUCUGGUUCAAGGUGGUAAAGUUCAACUGAUCUGGAAAGCAUUAAUUUAAGGAAGACUGAUUCAGAGGCAUUGAUUUGCAACAGUCAUACAGAAAAUUGAAUCAUUGAUUGCUUUGUGGUCUGCUGAAUAAGCUGCUAUGACUGUGAAAGCCAAAUCCAAACAUAAUUAGUGUAUUGUUUGAAUUCAGCCACUUGCUAGAUAAAGAGACAGAAGAUUUUCUAGUCCAAACUAUACUUUUUCCCCUGCAGCUGGUUAGGCAAGCUGCAGUGUGUUAUAACCACAGUCUGGAUAAAGACAGUUGUAAUCCUGCCUAGGCUUCUUCUCCACUUCGCAGCCACAGCAGUCUUUUAGGAAGAGAAUAAUGAUCUCCACUCAUGCUGAACUAGAUUUGUUCCAGUGCUAAGCUGCUGUCGUCUUUCCUAAUCAAGUUGUUUUUGCACCAUUUGUUUUGUUUUGUUUUUGCUGUAGCACUUGAAGAACAUAGCCAUUUUAAUUUCUUUGUAUAUUUUAUUGUUGGUUCUACAAGCUUCAGCUUUCUCAUAAAUAAAUUCUGCCACUUUA
This is a messenger RNA of Ahaetulla prasina, 5190 nucleotides long. It is a transcript of the gene STAT3, whose product is annotated as signal transducer and activator of transcription 3. Bases 748 to 3063 code for a protein of 771 amino acids. Lineage: Eukaryota; Metazoa; Chordata; Lepidosauria; Squamata; Colubridae. Gene Ontology annotation, biological process: cell surface receptor signaling pathway via JAK-STAT; regulation of transcription by RNA polymerase II; growth hormone receptor signaling pathway via JAK-STAT. The transcript is spliced from 24 exons. Gene Ontology annotation, molecular function: RNA polymerase II cis-regulatory region sequence-specific DNA binding; DNA-binding transcription factor activity, RNA polymerase II-specific. The record is from RefSeq and is a predicted model, not a curated record.